AAGGCCGCCUCGCAUUUCACCUCAAAGCCAUAAGGCAUCCCUUUUUUCCUUCUCCACUCCCCUCAUUCCCCACUACCAUAUCCUCCUAUCUGUCUCUCUUAUUCUUUCUCGAGGCUGAGACAGUCAAAGCAAAGAAUCUUCUCUCCUCCUCUUUCAAUUUGGAUCAUUCUCCGCGAUUCUUCAGAAUUUAUCUUACUGUGCAUACCAGCCUAUUAGGGCUUAGAAACCAUCCACAGUCCGCAGCAACAACAGAUAUUUUCUUCUCAAUUUUUGUGAGCACAUCAAAUUCAGUAAUGGAAGUCAAAAUAGAGCAAAAGGACGCGUCAGAUUGGUCCUACAGAGGUGAAGGUGCUGCUAAUAUAGUUCUCGCCUACACUGGAUCAUCGCCCUCUUUUAUUGGGAAAGUAAUGAGGAUAACAAAAAAAGCAAGGAACGGGUCGUCACCGAAGUGUGACUCUAACCAAUCAGUAUUAACAGAGGAAGAGCGGUUGUUAUGGAGAGACGUGGAAGAGUUAGUUACCUCUCCUACGAAAGAAAUUGCAGAGCAGAUUUAUACUCAGCUAGUUAUGAGUCCUUUGUUAGGUUCCAAACAUGUCGAUGCUGGGAUGCGUGUGCCAGUAACGAGGGAUUUUCUUGAGUGUGUUGAAAAGAAUGUAAUUAAACAACGUCCGGCUUGGCGAAUUGAUGUUUCAGUGGUUGAUUUGGAACGUGAUUUUGUGAUUAUCAUGUCUGAUCAUUCUCUAUUCCCUGGAGGUGUUCUUAAAGAUGAACCUUGCAUAUCAGUUGAGAUAAAGCCCAAAUGUGGAUUUAUCCCUUCAUCAGAAUUCAUAGCUGAAAGAAAUUCUGUUAAGAGGAGUGCUACUCGUUUUCAAAUGCACCAAGUCUUGAAGUUGCGUGAACAGGAGAUAUCAGAAUUAAGCGAGUAUGAUCCUCUGGAUCUGUUUUCUGGUUCCAAGGAAAGAAUACAUAAAGCCAUCAAGGAUCUGUACACCACUCCUCAGAACAAUUUCCGUGUAUUCUUGAAUGGUUCUCUUAUAUUCGGGGGCUUGGGCGGUGGCAUAAAGAGAACUAAUGCUGUGGCUGGAAAAGCUUUUGAAGACGCACUCGAGGGCAUCAUCCUGGCUGAAAAUGGCUUGCGCACAACGAGUUUUAUACAGCUUGUUGCUGAGGCAGUUUACUGCUCUAGAGUAUUGGACGGGCUUCUUGAAGUUCAAAGGCUUGAUAAUUUUGACAUUGAAGGGGCCAUUCAUGCAUAUUACAACAUUGUUUGUCAGCCUUGUGCGAUAUGCCAACAGUUGGAUGAAGCAAGACCACCACAUAGAUGUUCCUCCUUGCAUUCCAUUCAUAUGGAUGAGAGUUUGAAAAUUGCAAAGGAUUAUUUGAUAGCUGCUACUGCAAAGGACUGUAGUUUGAUGAUUAGUUUUAGACCAAUGAAAGAUGGAGCGUUUGGAUCUCCUCAUGUAUACCUACAGUCAACCAACCAAAGUUUUAAUUACAAGGUGAAUUUCAUUGACUUGGAUUUAAAACCUUUAAAGAAGAUGGUAGACUACUAUGAAUUGGACAAGAAGAUAUUGAACUGCUUCACUCAGAUGUUGGAAAUGGAGCAUAAAGAUGGCAAUGCUAGGACCAUGGAUGCGAUUGAAACUAUAAAUUGAGUUUCAACAAGACUAUAAAAGAUCGUAAGUUUUGAUUAGGCAAUCUUUUGCAUUGAUUGUUGAUGUAAUGCUUGUAACUUGUAAAAGUGCAGAUGGAAACUGUUAAUAUUUUGGUUUACGAACUCUUCCCUUUUCAGGAGAUUGAAUUUCCUUAAAGAAUGUGAAGUGUAAACUAUAGCCUACCCCAAUUAGUUUGGGAUUGAGGCGUUGCUGCUGCUGCUGCAUUCGGAAAUUCUAUGCCUUUUCAUACCUCUUGUCUGACCCCAUAAAAUGAAGUGGAGUUGGAGACAAAAUUAAUCAAACUUUUGCGUUUUGGCUUUGACUGCUAGCACAGUGAUCGAUUAAUGUAUGGGUAGCUUGUUUUUGACCCAUUAUUCGAUGUGUUGUGCUGAUAACCUCUGCCAAAACAAACUUUAUACUCUUGGACUAUUAUACAAUGCCCAUUGAAUAAUCAAUAAAGACAUUUGUCUCUUAAUUCCAAUGUGUUCCGAGGAACCAUGGACUGGUUAUGUGUCUCUCUUCAUUCGUAUCAUGUAGUUGGAGUGUUGAAUUUCACCUCGUUAAAUGUUUGAAGUGCAUUGAAAUUUUUUGAAUAUUCAAGUCUGCAAAUGAAUGUAUGUAUACGAUUCAAGCUACCAAUAUAUAUACAGUGCCUGCAUACAACUUCUUGACAGUGCAUGUCCCCCGGUUUACAUACGACCGAUAUAGAAAUUUAGUCAAUAUUUUAUCCUCUGUUGUUAAUUAAGAGGAGUUUAAUGAGGGGGGAGGGUUGAAAGGGACAAAGCACGUUCGUGGGCUCAACAGAGAAAGUGAUACAUCAACUACUGUACCGCCAUUCCAUCCCCAAGCCCACAUGGGCUAUAAAAUUAUACAGCUAGAUUUAAAUUUACUGAGGCAUAUGGCAUCUGAAAUAGCAGGAAGCAUCACCCUUUGCUUUUCAGAAUUGAGAGUUGAGGUUUAAGUUUACUUUCUCAGAACUGUUUAUAUCAAUUUUUUCAUAAUCUCUUCUCUUUGCUAUGCGUGUAUAUUCUCAUUUCAGUUCCAUGUCAAUAUUUGGAUAUGAUGCAAUUGGUAAAUGUGUGAUUUGGAAGCUUAAUCUAACUGGUUUGGUAAAUAUCAACUUUCACAGAAGAAUGGCAUUGGAAAUCAGCAUGCGUGUUGCCUGCAGCCGGCAAGGAAGACUUGAGCGUCGUAUUUUGUUUGGCCAAGCAGAACAAUCAUGCGUGUUGCCUGCAGCCUGUGGCUGUUCCAUGUGCUCAAGAAUGAGCUGCCAAGUUGUAGAAGGCAUCUGUGUGCAUGGAUCAGGAGCCAUCACGGCAUCUUGAAGUUUGAGGGCAACAAAAAAGGACAAAUGUGUGGCAGAAGUGGGGACAAGCAGUGCCCAUUCAUCUGACCCGGCUCUCAAUAAAGCUGAACUGAGAAAUUUACUGAACUGAGAACAUGUAAUAUCAGGUUACUAUUAUCAUCAUCCUAGCUUAAAAGCUAGUUUGGCUUGCCUGUAAAAAACCGUAACUUUGGAUUUUCUGUAAAGUCCCCAAGCUUGGACUAUUAGCAUGUGGGACUAUUAGCACUACACUUAAAAGUCUCACUCACACUCCACUUUUGGGGAGAGAGGUGGAGUGCCAUUAGUGUUUGUAGAAUGUUCAUAUCGGCCAGCAAAACCGUUUCUCGGAA
Messenger RNA from Populus trichocarpa (black cottonwood), 3329 nucleotides. RefSeq names its product inositol-pentakisphosphate 2-kinase. Gene Ontology annotation, cellular component: nucleus. The coding region runs from base 294 to 1655 and encodes 453 amino acids. The transcript is spliced from 8 exons. Gene Ontology annotation, molecular function: ATP binding; inositol-1,3,4,5,6-pentakisphosphate 2-kinase activity. The record is from RefSeq and is a predicted model, not a curated record. Lineage: Eukaryota; Viridiplantae; Streptophyta; Magnoliopsida; Malpighiales; Salicaceae. Gene Ontology annotation, biological process: inositol phosphate biosynthetic process.